Molecule: messenger RNA, 2255 nt
Organism: Tarenaya hassleriana
Lineage: Eukaryota; Viridiplantae; Streptophyta; Magnoliopsida; Brassicales; Cleomaceae
Exons: 6
Coding region: 1-1863 (620 amino acids)
Source: RefSeq, a predicted model, not a curated record
AUGGUUAGACCAUCUCUUAACAAGCUCUCUCAGCAUAUAUUCGUCAUGCUUCUCCCUCAGAGCAGGCAAAACCUAACCACACACAACAAUAGGAAACUAAAGGACAAUCAAGAGGUUGGAGGUCAUGUAGUGGACUUAACUGGGAACACAGCUAAAAAGCAGAAGAGGCUUAGGGUCUCUAGUUCUGCUGGAAAGGAAUCAGAUGGUGAUAGUGUUAAUGCUGUUUUGGACAGAAGAGUUAGCCAGGCAAGUGAUAAAUAUUGUGCUUCUCAUCCGGAUUCCAUGGCAACUGCUUCGAGCUCGUUUAAGAGUUUUGGCUCUCGUAAAACCAAAACUAAUAUUCAGGAAGCCAAAGGCUCACCAAUUGGAUUGUCACCGUUGAAGAUGUUAGACACAGAUAAGGGAAGAAGGAACCACUCAGAAAAGGAUGAGUAUCGUGAUACCAAGUUCAGGGCUAGUUCUGGGGUAAAGAGAUGGUCAAAUGGUGAGAGAGACCACCAUGAUCAGAAGAAAAAACUUGAUGAGUUAGAUGGGAGUUCUCAUUAUUCUGGGAAGCUGAAAACUGAACCGUCAUUCAACAAAAAUAGACCGUAUGGUGAGAACUGUACGAGGGAUAAAUCCCAAUGGAAGGAUUCAGGAGAGUUGUUAUCCAUACCGACUAACAAAAAGAACCAGGACAUGGUUUUCAUAAGUGACUUGCAAGAUGAUGCUACAGCUGGUGAAGUAAGAUCAGAUAAAUGUAGGAGCAAGAAAACACCUUUAGGAAAAGUGUCCAUUGAGAGUUGUAAAGAUGAUACAAGAGUGUGUCAGAAUUUUAAUGCUAUCUCAGAUGCAAAUGGCAGUCGAUAUUAUGCAUCUACUCAGAAGCCUGAAACCACCAAAACUAUCCCAAUCGUUCAAGGGGAAAUGGUCUCUGGAAAAAGAAAAAAGAAAUCGGUUCAGCCUUCUGGUGCAGGUCAAGUUGAAGUCUUGGGUCAAGGCAGUGAUGUAUUGAACACCAAAACACAAAUAAUAGGGCAUGGUGAUAAUGUAGCACAUGAUAAAUGUGUAAGAAACUCCAACCCAAAUGGCAGUAAGAUGAAAGGUCAUGAUGACAUAAGCUCUUUGAAAAAGGGAUCCACAAGUCAGGCUGUCUCCAACUCUAUCAAAGAGGCCACAGACUUGAAACAUAUGGCUGAUCGCCUAAAGAAUGCUGGGUCGAAUCGCGAGAGUACAAGUUUUUACUUUCAGGCAGCACUCAAGUUUCUCUAUGGUGCCUCCCUUUUGGAAUCUUCUUCCGGACAUUCCAAGCAUAAGAGCAGUGCUAGAUCAAGACAAAUUUAUGAUAGCACUGCAAAACUUUGCAAAUUUUGUGCUCGUGAAUAUGAGAAAUAUAAAGACAUGGGAGCCGCUGCUCUGGCUUACAAAUGCAUGGAAGUAGCCUAUCUAAGGAUGAUUUAUUCCUCCCGUGACAGCACGAGCAGAUACAGAUACGAGUUGCAAGCCGCCUUGCAAGUGAUUCCUUCAGGUGAAUCUCUUUCUUCUGCCACCGAUGUUAAAAACUUAAGCCACACAUCCCCAGCAGAAAAGGCUUCCUCCUCUUAUGUUGUGAGAUCUCCUAAAGUUACUGGAAACCAGUUUAUCUCUUCAGAAAGCCAUUUUUAUCUUUCCCAGCUUUUGGCAUUUUCACAAAAUGCCAUUUCUGCAAUGGAUGCUUCAAGAAAAGCACAGGUGGCUCUGGGGGCUGCAAAAGGGAAAUCGGUUGAUGUGCAUUACGAUAGUGAUGGUAUUUCAUCCAUCAAAAGAGCCCUUGAUUUCAACUUUCAGGACAUGGAGGGAUUGCUGCUUGUGGUUCGCCUUGCAAUGGAAGCGAUCAACCGUUGAAAAUAAUCUCACCUUUCCCUGUGGAAUAACUUUUUUCCGGUUGACAUGGUUUUCGAAUUCUCACGCUACACAGGAAAACCUUCAGGUUGGCACCCUAGAGCUUCAACUCUUUUCUGACAGGUCGAGGACAGAAGAUAGAACUUGUUGGUUAUAAUUCUUCACUACAUCAGUGUAUGUAUAGUAUCGGCAUAUGAUAGGCGAGAGAGAUAUCCGAAGAAAAAAGGAAUCUGGUCUUGUAUAAUUUAGGUGUACUGCCAAAGAAGAUUUUGUGUAGAUAGAGAAAUAUAGGGCUCUGGACCAAAGGUUCCCACUUCUGUAGCAUUUUUCGUAGGGGUUUUCGCUUUUCAACCCCACGAAUUCAUCCAUCCAUCUGUAAAACUUUCAGUAUGUUA